Bursaphelenchus okinawaensis is the source of this 1497-nucleotide messenger RNA. NCBI's taxonomy places the organism in Eukaryota, Metazoa, Nematoda, Chromadorea, Rhabditida, Aphelenchoididae. The record is from the annotation of a GenBank genome assembly.
AUGCUAAACGAAAACAACGUCCAAUACCUUGGCUACAUUUCGCUUGGCACUCCACCACAACGGUUUAAGACCGUGUUUGAUACUGGAUCAUCAGUACUAUGGGUACCAAAAAAAGGUUGUCGCUCUAGAGGACCAGUUGUUGAACAUUGCGCAUCUGGUACUGAAUUGUACGAUCCUGAAGCGUCUAGUACUAAAAAGAGCACAAAUCAACCGUUUCAAAUCACUUAUGGUACUGGCAGUGUGAAGGGUUACUUGUACGACGAUAUUUUUGCUGUGAGUUGAUUUUUUGUUUUUUAGUCUUAACAAAACUUAAGGUGAUGAUAAGGCUAAAACUAAGACCCACCUAAGGCUAAAUUCAAAGCUAGAACUAGAACUAGAGCGUGAUAGCUAUACUAACAGAACAAGAAUAUACAUAUUUUUAGUUUGGUGACCCAAAGGGCUCUCAACUAAAGCUCAAAAAGCCAGUACGAUUUGGAGCUGGUGAACAAAUGACCUUCGGCGAUGUUUCUAUCCUAGGCUUGCCUUCAACCGACAGUCAAGGCGAAACUUCAAUCUUCCACGAAGCUGUAGAAGAAGGCCUCAUGGACAACCCCAUCUUCACAACAUACUUGACCAAAUGUGCUCAACAACAAUGUGAUAAUGGUGGCAUUAUCACCUUUGGUGAAGAAGAUACAAAAAACUGUGGCAAGGUUGCUGAUUGGGUCAGUGUUGUACCCAGGACUACACAUUGGAAGGUUAAAAUGGCUGGACUGAAGGUUGGAGAUCAGUUUGUUAAUGUUAGUGUUAAUGGAGUUAGUGAUACCGGAACGUCUCAUCUGAUUGUGCCAACUAAUGUCAUGAGGACUAUUGUUCAGCAGCUGAAGCCUCAGCAAGUGGUAAGGAGUUUUACUUUUUAAGGGUUGAAUUUUUAAAAAAUUUUUAAUUUAUAAAAAUUUUUUUUUUAUAAAAAAAAAUAAAAAAAAAUAUUUUUGAAUUUAAUUUUUACAGCAAGGCGGCUACCUAAUGCAAUGUAACUCCAAGUUUUCAAUCUCCGUCAUCAUCAACAACAAGGAAUACCCAAUCAGCAGUGACAACUUGCUCAUACCUCAACAAGGCAACUUGUGCCAACUUGCCAUAGCCGGGGGUGAUUUCCCAUUCGUACUGUUGGGAGAUCCAUUCAUUCGAUCCUAUUGCCAAGUUCAUGAUGUUAAGAACCGAAAAUUGGGAUUUGCACCAGCUAAUGGCAGUCCUCAACCUACGCCAUACAAUGGUGGUGGUAACGGCGGUAAUGGUGGAAACAAUGAGGGCAAUGGAGGUAAUGAUGGUAGAAAUGGAGGUAACGGUGGAAGGAACGGUGGAAAAGACAAUGGCGGACGACAUGGUGGACAUGGAGGCAGACAUGGUCAUGGUGGUAACAAUGGUGGAAACCAAGACUUUCCAUUUUUUGACACAUUCAAAGGCACACCAUUUGAAGACAUUUUUAAAAAGGUCAUUGAAGACAUGAAAAACAGAUAUUGA